Colossoma macropomum (tambaqui) is the source of this 2421-nucleotide messenger RNA. Its product is annotated as collagen and calcium-binding EGF domain-containing protein 1-like. The record is from RefSeq and is a predicted model, not a curated record. The coding region runs from base 142 to 1305 and encodes 387 amino acids. The transcript is spliced from 11 exons. NCBI's taxonomy places the organism in Eukaryota, Metazoa, Chordata, Actinopteri, Characiformes, Serrasalmidae. Gene Ontology annotation, molecular function: calcium ion binding.
GACACCCAGCGCUCGGGCUCCAUCUCUAAACGAUCUAAUUAAUGUCUAAUUAACGUUCAAUUAAUCUCCAAUUAAUCCUCAUCUUCUUCGCGUUUUUUCCUUUUCCCGCUCUGACUGUAAACGCUCGCGCGCUCGAGCGUCAUGUCCCGGUUUGCUCGCGCGUCUCUCGCGCACUGUCUCCUCUUCUCCGGCGUGUUUUUGCUUCGCACGUGCUUCUCCAGCGGCGACAGUGAAGAGUGUCCAGAUAAUAAGAUUCUAACAGUGGAGUAUCCGUGUACCAGAGCUGGAGGCCAGACCAGCACGUGUCUCAGGCGGAAGUGCUGUAAGGGUUUCAGGUUCGUGAUGGGCCAGUGUAUACCAGAAAGUGUAGAUGUGUGUGCUGGCUCUCCCUGUGAACAGCAGUGUACAGAUAAUUUUGGCCGGGUGGUGUGUACUUGUUACCACGGAUACCGCUUCGAUCGGGAGAGACAUCGGCAGCACAUACACCCGUACUGCUUAGAUGUGGAUGAGUGUGAGGAGUCUAACGGGACGGUGUGUGAACAUGUGUGUGAAAAUACACCCGGCAGUUUCCGCUGCCAGUGCAGUGCUGGAUACACACUGACCGCAGACCAGCGCUCCUGUACUCCUGCACACAACAUGUCUCUCGCUCACUCCACGGGAUCUGUGGCUAAAUCUGAUAAUCAGAUGAGCGCGGGCUCCUGCUCCCUCACCUGCCAGGACAUCAUGAGCAUGAGAGCCAGCCUACAGCAGCUCAAACUCCGCAUAGGACACGCCCACUCACCUGGACAGGUGCUGUCGCCUGGCUUAGCUAACAGCAGUGAAAAACCUUUUCCUGGCAGGGUGGGCAAAAAUUCUGAUGGCCACGCCCCCACGGGUCCUCCAGGGGCACCUGGACCCCCAGGCCUGCCAGGACAUCCAGGGCCUCCAGGGCAGAAGGGGGAACCUGGAGCCAGGGGUCAGCCAGGCCCUCAGGGGCCCAGAGGAGACAUGGGUCCAAUGGGCCCCCAGCCUGACCUGGAGCACAUAAAGCGAGGACGCAGAGGACCUGUGGGACCACCAGGAGCACCUGGACGAGAUGGACUUAAGGGAGAGAGAGGAGCUCCUGGACCCCGAGGACCACCAGGACCUCCAGGAUCCUUCGACUUCCUGUUGCUCAUGAUGGCGGACAUCCGUCACGACAUCAUCGAGCUGCAAGAGCAAGUGUUUGGGAAGAGGCGGGACUUAAAUUUGGACACGGCUCCUAAUUCCAUUGGGGAGCCAGAGCUUGAGGACUGGGGUUCAGGAGACUCCUUGCUUAAUACGUGAUGUGCUGCUGACCAUGUGACCUGUCAAAGUAAAUGAGAGGCACCCUACAACUCUCAAAGGCUAAUACCUGAACCUUGUCCCACAGUAUUGAAUCUUCGAACCUGAGAUCAAGCAGUUGUCUCUCUUAUUGUAAAGGGAGCUGUACAGCAAACUAUUGCUUGGAUGGACUGUAGUGGGCACUGGAGAGACACAUAAACGUGAGAGCAAAGAAGAAAAAAGACUGUAAUUAUGAAUCGACAAUCAACUUUUCCCGCUUUCAUGUAACCCAUACAUGUUGUUCAUUAAUGUACAUGUACAUCCAUGUCUGUGCACUCAUAUAUAUGUCUGUUAGAGGGACGUGUAUGAUGAUUAUGUAUAUUUUGAUAAUGUAUAUUUUUAAGCCUGGAAUAUCAUUUUAUAAUAUAUAAGUGACAGUUUGGCCAAAAAUCAAAGCAUCUCAGCCAAGACAUGUUUGGAAUCUGAGGUUUGAGUCUUUAGUUCAGCACUGGAGCUACAAGGCUAAUGUUGCUAACAAGUAUUAGAAGCUUAUGAAUCCACUGGUUUAGAAUCAUGCAAACUGCAAGCGUAGCAUUGUGCAAACUGAAUUUUUACAGGCUAUUUUUGUUUUGUUCUUAUUCUAUGGUCAAAAAUUCUUUGAUGAACCUUUGAUGAAAAAUUCAUCUUUGGAGAGUCGCAGAGCCAAUAUCUGAAUAGGUUGCUGGUGCUUUUUCUAACUGAUUUGGCUUACGGUGUUCAUACUACCAGCUACCCCUUAUGUAGUAACACCUUAGCAACAACCUGGGAUACCAUAGCAAUGGCCUAGCAACGCCUCAGCAACAACCUGGGAUACUAUAGCAAUAGCCUAGCAACUCCUUAGCAACCACCUGGGAUACCACAGCAAUGGCCUAGCAACUCCUUAGCAACAACCUGGGAUUACCACAGCAAUGGCCUAGCAACUCCUUAGUAACAACCUGGGACACUAUAGCGAUAGCCUAGCAACUCCUUAGCAACCACCUGGGAUACCAUAGCAAUGGCCUAGCAACACCUUAGCAACAACCUGGGAUACCACAGCGAUAGCCUAGCAACUCCUUAGCAACCACCUGGGAUACCACAGCAAUGGCCUAGCAACUCCUUAAC